AAGAAUUUGCAGUGCACAGUCAGAUUCUGAUUCUGAGCGCGGCGGGUGGCGCACAAAUACUUAGGCGGAAUUGCGAAAAAGAAUUUAAUGAAUUCAGUUACUCGUUUCUUUUAAACCAAGUGUCGGUUUGUUUGCUUAUAUUUCAAAUUAACACGAGUUUGUGACAUUUGUAUAAGAGAAGUGAGAAUUUUCCAUAAUAUUUAUGAUUAUCAAAUACUUGCAUGGAAAUAGAUAGAAACAAUUAGCGCUGAAUUAACGUUGUUAAUAAUAAAUAAGAGUGUAAAGAAAAUUAAAAGCAAUAAUAUAAAAUUUUUAAGUGGUUUGUUAUUAUUUAUGUUCUGACGUUAAAAAGUUAUAAAAAUUCUACAAACAAGUUAGUAUUAAUAUAAAAACUAAACAAAUAAUUGCAAUAAAAGUAGAGAAAAGUUAAUUUAAAUAUUUGUGGAUUUGUGUGACGACGACAAUACAGACUGUGUAUAUAAUUUUAUAUUUUAUUGAUAGCAAAUAUCGUUGUUUAAAUUCAUUAAAAAAUAGUAAAUGAAAUAGGACUUUGGAAAUUUAAUAGCGAUCCCACUGUGUUUAUUAAACAGAAAGUGAAAUUCUGUAAUAAAAAUAAAAUAUAUUAUCAUAAGCUCAAUUACAACAACAUACAAAAUGCACGGCACACCAAUUAAAUACUAUCUAUUGCUCUUUGCACUGCUGUGUCACAACUGUCUCCCUGUGCUAACACAACGCACUUCCUUGGAUGUCACAUUCCGAAACUUGUAUCGACCAUUACGUUUGAUUGGCUUAAAUAUUGCCGGGCGUUCAGGUGACAAUCCGGAUAAUCGACAACUUGUGCGCGAUAUGGGCAAAACGCAAAACCUCAAUACACGCGCGCGUUCGUUGGUGAAUUUCUGCGAUGCGCUGAAUGGACCUGGAAAACGCAGUGAAACACGCCCGACAUCGGUGCAUCGUUUACGACCCGGUGAUAUAGAUAUCGUUGGUGCUAUGGGUGAUUCACUGACAGCUGGUAACGGUAUUUUCGCGACGAAUCUAUUACACAUUUCGGUAGAGAAUCGCGGUAUGGUCUGGAGUAUUGGUGGGCAAGGCACUUGGCGACAGUAUUUAACGAUGCCAAAUAUUUUGAAGGAAUUCAAUCCAAACUUGUAUGGCUACUCGCUGAAAGAUGGGCUCUCCACCGAUCGCAGUUCGAAAUUCAACGUCGCUGAGUUGGGCGCCAUGUCACGUGACAUACCUUACGAAGCGCAAGUGCUAGUCAAACGCUUGUCACGUGAUCCGAAAGUGAAUAUGACCACAGAUUGGAAGCUUAUCACCUUACUCAUUGGUAAUAACGACUUUUGUUCAGACGUAUGUUUUCUGCCACGCCCAGAGGAUGCGAUCAAGCAGCAUGAAGAAAAUAUGGUGAAGACUUUUCGUUAUUUACGUGAUAAUGUGCCACGUCUAAUGAUAAAUGUAGUGCCAUCGCCAAAAUUGGAUUUCCUAGUGCCUUUGAGUACGAAAACGCCAGUUUGUCAUACGACCUUGUCUUUCGAGUGCCCUUGUUUAGUGGGUAAGCCCAAACCGCAAUUGGUAAGAAUGAUAAAACUGAUGAAAGAUUGGGUUGCGAAGGACAAAGAGAUUGUGAAUAGAGACGAGUUUAAUACAGAGACAUUCACAAUUAAUCUGCAGCCAUUUACACUGUUCGAAGAUUUCUUUCCCAGUAACGAUGACGCAAUGAAAUUCAAAUUUCUGUCUGAGGACUGUUUCCACUUGAGUCAGCGUGGACAUGCGAUUAGCGCCAAUUAUCUCUGGAAUAAUAUGCUUGAAGACGAAGACAAUAAAAGUAUUAUGGAUCAACCUACCUUACUGAAGACAUUCCGUUGUCCCACAGAGGCGCGGCCUUACCUUGUGACACGUAUCAAUAGCGCUAAAGAUUUUCUAGUUUGACUUUGAACGGCAACCCUCGUCCCCCAUUAGCGGUAUUCUCUAAUUAUAAAUAUUUAUAUGCAGUUUAUAGUUAGUCAUGUAAUUAAACCCUGUGAUAAUAUAAUUAGAAUGUAAUUAGAUUACUUUUUAUAAAAAUGCGUCAGCAAAUUGUAGGGUAAUUAUUUAUGUAAAAUAUUUGUACACGUGAUACUUGUGAGGUAAAACAAUGAACUGUAUUAUUUGCAAUUAAGUUAAUAAUAAUAUAAAUAGACGCAGAUGUGACAAGUCUAUUCAUUAAAUUAAUGAUAUGAAA
This is a messenger RNA of Bactrocera dorsalis (oriental fruit fly), 2221 nucleotides long. Its product is annotated as phospholipase B1, membrane-associated. Lineage: Eukaryota; Metazoa; Arthropoda; Insecta; Diptera; Tephritidae. Gene Ontology annotation, biological process: phospholipid metabolic process. Gene Ontology annotation, molecular function: glycerophospholipase activity. The record is from RefSeq and is a predicted model, not a curated record. Bases 655 to 1929 code for a protein of 424 amino acids. The transcript is spliced from 6 exons.